Molecule: messenger RNA, 1826 nt
Organism: Syngnathus typhle (broad-nosed pipefish)
Lineage: Eukaryota; Metazoa; Chordata; Actinopteri; Syngnathiformes; Syngnathidae
Exons: 4
Coding region: 304-1695 (463 amino acids)
Biological process (GO): regulation of immune system process; regulation of cytokine production; negative regulation of transcription by RNA polymerase II
Source: RefSeq, a predicted model, not a curated record
GCAAGCACUCAUCCGAAGGGGCCUGGCUCAUCCUCGGACCAUCAAGUUUAAAAACCGAAUAAGAUAGGAUGUAUUGUUUAGUCAACGUAAGGCACGUUGACCUAUAGUAAUACUUUUGACAUUGUCGAAACAGAAUUACUGCACCGCAAAUUUGGAUAGUUAGUCGACAGACUCGUCUCGUUCCCAGCUAACAUUAGCUGACGCUAACUUCCGGUGCUAACGCGCGCUGCUCGGCAACGGAAGCCGACAGGCUAUUUCAACUCCACAUUUCCUCGUCCGAAGCUAAACUGCUUUUCAAGUAAAAUGUACGCUUGUUGCGUACUGGGUUGUCCAAAUCGGCAUACCUCCGGUGGCAAACUCAAAUUCUACAGAUUACCAACGGAAUACCGAGCGUUUCAAGCCAAGCGACGGCGUUUGUGGCUCAAAGUACUCCAGCAAGUGAAUGGCAGCGCGGAGGAGCUCAAAGAAAAUGCUCGCAUUUGUGGCGCUCAUUUCAUAUCAGGGGAACCGUCCGUGGAUCAGAACAAUCCCGACUUUGUACCUUCAGUGUUUACAAACGUGAACAGCAGCUCGCGACCCAGGAGCCAAAGCAGAAGGAUCGUUAGAGGACAUGGAAAAUGGCACUGGGGUCACCAAGUCAACCAAGGCGCCAGAGACAAGUCCAAGGAAGCACUGAUCAAAGAUGAAGACCUUGUGAUUCAGCAGCCCUCCCUCGAACUGAUUAGAAUUCAACCUUCACAAGACGCCCAGACCACACAAUGUGCAAUGACAGGAGAAGCAUCAACCGAGGAGACCAAGAGUGACAUCGAAAUGAGAACUCCGUCACCUUUGUUGAAAUUUGAAAAAUCCAGCCCUGUGGUGCUCCUCAAGCACAUCGUUGCACCAUCGGGCGUUUAUCUGUGUGAGCUGUGCAAUGAAAACUUCUCCACGGUCACACAGCUGGUCAGACAUAAACUUGAGCAUGAAGGACAAAGAUCUCCUCAUAGUGGCGAUGUUCAGGAGGAGAUGCCCACCAAAGUUCUGGCGGAGCCAGACGAGCCUGCUUUUCCAUGCAACAUUUGUGAUCGAACAUUCGCUGACCGCCAACUCUUGAAGCGCCACAAACUGCUCCACAUGAGAGACGUCAGGAAGUGCCAGACGUGCGGCGUGCUGUUCUGUCAACUUCACAGACGCGCGCCGUUGGUGGCUACGCCGGUCAUCACGAGCGAGUCCGACGACGAUUGUCCCGUCACAGAGUCAGACGACCUUGAACGGGGUGAGGUUGGGGAGCAGCUCAAUGACUUUCAAACGGCCUGGGCUUUCAUCCCCCUGCUAAGAAAUGCUGCUAACCAAAUCAGUGAACCCCAAGCUUCAGCUUCAAACAUGGAGCUGGAGUUUUUUUCUGAAAUGCCACCUCCUCCCUUUCCCAUUCAUUUGUUACAUACAAAAUCUGAAGCCUCCAUGGAAGCUCCCCUAUAUCCACCUCCAAAGCUGCCACCGGCACUCCGAAUGUUUUCCGCACAGUGCCUCACUUCAGCAUUUUUCAAGGUUCAAAGAAACUAUAACUAUAUUUUGAGCAAGGGAACGGAUGUGCCAAAUAACAUUGUUGUCAAAAAGGAGCCACUGGAGAUCUCACCAGAUGUCCCUCCAGAUCUGCCAAAUGAGGAGCCGGAAGAUCAAGGACCAACUGCUUAUGAUCUCCAAAUUGUUCUCUAACUGAAACUUUUCAAAACUAAGCUCAAAUUUUGGGAUUGUGCCUGGCAAAUGUCACAAUCCAGUCCUAGUAUAGUUUAAUGCUGCUAGUUGUUUAACGUUAUGUGACACUGUUAAUAAAUCUGUCGUCAUCA